Penicillium brevicompactum is the source of this 873-nucleotide messenger RNA. It is a transcript of the gene sho1, whose product is annotated as osmosensor SHO1. Lineage: Eukaryota; Fungi; Ascomycota; Eurotiomycetes; Eurotiales; Aspergillaceae. The record is from RefSeq and is a predicted model, not a curated record. Gene Ontology annotation, molecular function: protein binding. Bases 1 to 873 code for a protein of 290 amino acids. The transcript has 3 exons.
AUGGGCAAAUUUCGUCCAAGUAACAUCCUUGGCGAUCCGUUCGCGCUCGCGACCGUCUCCAUCUCCAUUUUGGCAUGGCUGAUCGCCUUCAUCUCAUCCAUCAUUGCGGAUGUGCAAAAGGCCAAAUACCCCAAUUACUCGUGGUGGGCCAACUGCUACAUGUUCUGCGUGAUCAUGGGGCUUGUUGUGACUUUUGGCACUGACACGGGCCACCUAUAUGGCGUCGCAAUCGUCGGCUACCUGGGCUGUGGUCUGGUCCUGACAUCCCUGAGCGCUAACAACCUGAUCUACGAGAGCCAGGGCUCAAUGCAAGCCGCCGGCGCAGGCUUCAUCCUCCUCUCCAUGGUCAUCAUCAUCUGGAUCUUCUACUUUGGUUCCACCCCACAAGCCACCCACCGCGGCUUCAUCGACUCCUUCGCCCUGAACAAAGAACAACCCGCCGAGCCCUCCUACCGCGGCAGUCGCCCCAUGUCCAGCGCCUUCGGUGCCCGCCCCGAGACCAUGGCAACCAACAACACCCCCCAGAUGUACACCUCCGCCCAACUAGGCGGCUUCGAGACCUCUUCCCCCGUCUCUGGCUACCCCGGUGGAGCGCCCGGUGCCGAGCGAACAUCCUCGGCGCCCCGCUUUGGCACACCGAAUCCCAACCAAGGCAACGAGCAGGAGACCGGAGAAGUACCCCAGCCAACCGACUACCCAUACCGCGCGAAGGCGAUCUACUCGUACGACGCCAAUCCCGAAGACGCGAAUGAAAUCAGCUUCGCCAAGCAUGAGAUCCUCGAGGUGUCCGAUGUCAGCGGCAGAUGGUGGCAGGCUCGGAAGCAAAAUGGAGAUACUGGCAUUGCGCCAUCGAACUAUUUGAUCCUUCUGUGA